AUGGCUCCGAUUCUUUCCUGGCGCCAAGCCGCUGUGGCAGCGCUGCUUUUCAAUGCAGCGGUGACGGCCAACUACGACGCUCGCCGAGAUAUCGAGUCCUCUGCUGACAAUAAGCGAGCUGUGGAUAUUGAUUCCAUCCGAUCGCGAAACGUCGACAUAAGGGACUUCGUGGAGAGACUAGGUGGUAGUGGCAGUGUCUUAGCCGCCCGAAGUGAUGCUGCUGCAAAAUCUCAAAACGCUGGAUCUUCAGCCGCCGAUGCCCCGGCACCCCCGGCUGGUGGUGCAGCUCCCCCGGCACCUCCGGCCGAUGGUGCAGCUCCCCCGGCACCUCCAGCUGCUGGUGCAGCUCCUCCAGCACCCCCGGCCGAUGGUGCAGCUCCUCCAGCACCCCCAGCUGCUGGUGCGGCCCCCCCGGCUCCGCCGGCUAAUGGUGCGGCCCCCCCGGCACCCCCAGCUGCUGGUGCGGCUCCCCCGGCCCCGCCGGCUGAUGGUGCGGCUCCCCCAGCACCCCCGGCGGCUGGUGCCGCACCUCCAGCACCCCCAGCCGAUGGUGCAGCUCCCCCGCCACCCCCUGCUGGUGGCGCCGCUUCUGGGAGCGCGGGUGAUGGCUCUGGUUCCAGUGGAAACGCGGGUGAUGGCUCUGGUUCUAGUGGAAACACGGGUGAUGCGUCUGCCCAAAGUGGCUCCAGCAGUUCAGCUCAAAAUGAUGGAUCUUCUGCUAACUCAGCUCCCUUGGCUGCUGAUGGUGCCUCAUCCAGCUCUCAGAGCUCUUCAUCGGACGCCCAAGCUUCGGGCUCAGGCUCUGGAAGUGCGGCUUCAGAAGUCAAUGCCGCCGCUCCGCCCCCGCCACCCGCCGAUGCUGCCGCCCCUCCGCCACCGCCUGCUGACGGAGCUGCACCUCCCGCUCCCCCGCCACCUGCUAAUGGCGCCGCCCCUCCUCCUCCACCGGAUGUCGCAGCCGGUAAUGGCACGGCACCACCCGUGGCAAAGGCUAAAGCAGAUGCCAAGGGCAAGGGAGCGGCUGCUCCCCUUGCAGCAGCCGCGAAUGGCACCGCCGCGGCGGCACCACCACCACCUCCCCCGGAUGCAAAGGACGCAAAGGCUAAGCUCAAGGCCAAGGACACCGCUUCUGCUGACCCCAAGAAAGCCAAGGACGCUACCGGCGGAGCCGCGGCGGCAGGAAAAGCGGCUGGCGGCAUCGGUAGUGACGCCAGCAGUAUGGCACGAAGGGGCUCUCGCUCAACCCGGCACGUCCGCAACAUCAAGCGUCGGAACCUCAUGGAUAACUGGGCCUGGUGA
Molecule: messenger RNA, 1299 nt
Organism: Colletotrichum graminicola M1.001
Lineage: Eukaryota; Fungi; Ascomycota; Sordariomycetes; Glomerellales; Glomerellaceae
Exons: 3
Coding region: 1-1299 (432 amino acids)
Source: RefSeq, a predicted model, not a curated record